AUGGAUCGCGCCACCCUCGGCGCGCUUUUGCUGCUGCUUUCGUGUCUCGCGGUCUCACAAGUUGCAUGCGUUCCUCUUGCCGAGUCCCAGGCGCAAGUCCUGCUGGACUGUCAGAAGGCGUGGAACACUACGAUCGAUGGCUGGGUGGUUGGUGGGGACUGCAGCAAGGCAAUGAACGUCACGUGCGAUGCCAAGGGCAUGAUCACAACCAUAUCCCUGCAGUACAGCAAUAUCAAUGGUUCAAUCCCUGACUCCAUUGGCAACCUUGCAAAUAUUCGUACUUUAUCCCUGCAGUACAGCGCGCUGAGUGGUACCAUUCCGGAUUCCAUCAGCAAGCUUGCAAAUCUCCGUACCCUAAGCUUUUCGUACAACAGCUUGAGCGGCACAAUCCCGGAGUCCAUCGGCAAGCUUGCAAAUCUCCGUAGCCUGAACCUACAGUACAACAAAAUUUCUGGCUCACUUCCUGAAUCCAUUGGAGAGCUCACACGGCUUGAUUAUUUCUGGCUUCUCAGUAACAACCUAAGCGGCUCGAUACCAGUGUUUUUGAGCAGGCUUCGGUCUGUGACCUACUUUAACUUGGGCUACAACAGCUUCACGGGCACAAUUCCCGACUUCUUCACCACGCUUACUAAUCUCGCUGGCUUAUUUCUCCAUUCUAACAAGUUGAUCGGGCCAAUACUACCAGGACUGAGCAACCUUCACGUGUGUAGAGACUUGUACCUUCACGGCAACAUCUUAACAGGGCCGAUUCCUGACUCCAUUACCAAGCUCUCAACCCUUCGUGUCUUUUACGCUCAACGAAACAGACUGACUGGGUCAAUACAAGAAGGAAUCGGAAAGCUUCAAUAUCUUCUUAUCUUGAAUCUACACAGCAAUCGCUUAACUGGAUCCAUUCCAUCCACUAUUGGCCGCUUGACCAGCCUGACAGAGUUAGUCCUUCACAACAACAGCCUGGACGGAACGAUUCCCGACACCAUUAUGAGAACUUCCAGUCUGGUGGAUUUACGCCUUGGUGGAAACAAGCUGUUGGGAUCGAUACCAGGGGCGAUUGGCAACCUUACAGCCUUGACAAGACUAUCCCUUGCCAACAAUAGCCUGAGUGGCACAAUCCCUGACUCCAUUGGCAACAUUCCAACCCUCGCUUCCUUGUAUCUCAGCAGAAACAAACUGACAGGAACAAUACCAGCAACAUUAGGCAACUUUCAAUUCCUGACCGACUUAGAUUUGUCAUCAAAUGGCUUGACAGCAUCGAUUCCAUCCACCAUCGGACGCAUCAGCACCUUGGCAUACUUGAACCUCUCGUUGAACUCACUGUCUGGUUCCAUGCCAAGCUCGUUCGCGCGCCUUGCGGGCUUGCAAAUUCUAGACCUAGCCAACAACAGCCUGUCAGGCAGCAUCCCCCAGCUUAUAGGCAGCCUUAACCAACUCUCCAACUUGAAUGUGAGUGGAACUGGCCUUACCUGCCCUGGUGACAACACCCCAUGCGUGGCGCAACAGCAAGCUCAAAGCGCCUUUUGCCGCCACUGCCCCUCCUUCUGCACCACCUGCGUCAAGACAGCACCCCCGCCCACCUCCCCAUUGCCAGGGAACACGACAGCGCCCCCAUCCUCCCCCAUUGCUUCCCCAGCGCCACCCCCCUCGCCUGCAACCUCCACCUCCCAGUCCAACGGCCUGUCAGCAGCAGCCAUUGCUGGCAUUGUUGUGGCUGCUGUGGCUUCCCUGCUGCUGCUGGUGGUUGGGGGGCUGCUAUGCUGGCGGAAUUACUCAAAAGGGAGAACGCAAGAGGAAGCGAGAGCAGAUAAGGAAAGCGGGGAUGCAGUCCUACGAGUGAAAGCGGAUUUAGAAGGUCUGGCGGGCAGCGUGGCGGCGUGGCACUGCACGGAGUACUCCCUGGAGGAGCUCUCUGCCAUUUUGAAGGAGAUUGUACCGUCCACAUGGUUCCGACAUUUAAAAGCGCCCUCUCGCCUCACCUUGAAGCAGCAGCUGGACAUUCUCAUUGGUGCUGCACGUGGCUUGGAGUACCUUCACAGCUUUGGCCUUGUGCAUCGCGACAUCAAGCCUGCCAACAUCCUCCUCACAGCAGACCUGCAGGCCAAGGUUGCGGACUUUGGACUUGUGAGGGUGGAGGAGGGCACCACCGUGGGCACCACUCGAGUGAUGGGAACACCGGGCUAUGUGGAUCCCAUCUACUCACGCACCUCCAAGGCAACCCGGGCCACCGAUGUCUAUAGCUUCGGUGUGCUCAUGCUUGUGGUGCUCACAAGGCGAAGCCCAUCCGUCUCGGUUGAUGGAGAGAGCGUGCCUAUCCUGAAAUGGGUGAGGGCGUGCAUCUCCGACACCUCUCCCAACUUGAAGGACCUGAGCAUGGACGCCCCAGAAGAUGCUGUGCUGCGCAUGGCCCGGCUGGCUCUCAGCUGCACUGUGGAGCGCACUGCCAGCCGGCCGAGCAUGGCAAGCAUUGCCAAUGAGCUGCAGAACAUGAGGAAUGAGGUGGUGGGGAGAGAGGAGCUGCCCGCAGCAAUCAAAGUGGAUGCGCAAGCCCAAGAGAUCAGGGGCUCAUUGUUGAAAGAUGCUCAUCUGCACUGCGUUGACGAACUGCUGCAGGGAAAUUCUUUUUAG
Molecule: messenger RNA, 2619 nt
Organism: Closterium sp. Yama58-4
Lineage: Eukaryota; Viridiplantae; Streptophyta; Zygnematophyceae; Desmidiales; Closteriaceae
Source: the annotation of a GenBank genome assembly